AGUCGCGCGCCGACCGCCGCAACGUCAAGCACGGCUCUUCCGUUGUCGUGCGUUCUUGAGUCCUCUCGCCGAUGUGCCGCAUUGCGCGCGCUUCUCUUCUCUCGGGUUUUUGAUGAAAAGUCGUUCUUGAGUCACAGAGGGAUAAAAAUAAAAAAAACAGUGGUGAACAGUGUGCGCGGUUUCGAAGGUGGUGACGCGUAUGGUGAUUGGUUGCUAGUGCGGAAAAUGCAUCCGUGGUAACGAGUGUUUUGGAUGUAAACACACGAGUAAUCCAAGAACGUCGUGCAUUUCACGGAAGAGGGUGAGAGCCGGUCGAGUGCGCGCUUCCAUCGAUCGGCGGAUCUUUGUUUUGAGGUUAUAAGCAUAGUGGAUUCUGUCGUCCGGGGAAACGGACCUUAUUCCGAAAAAAGAAGGCAAUCGUCGCGUGUGUUUACUGUGUGCAUAAGCGAGGAGAUCGAUAUAGGAGAUGUAAAUUUCCUGCGCCCGAGAGGAAUAAAAAAAGGAAGGAGAGAUCCUCGCAGAUUCAACCUCCCGUGGGAUCAACCAGCGAGAGAGAAACUUUACGAGAUUGACGCCCUCGUCGUCGGGGACGAUUUCGAAGCCGCGGGAUUAUCCACAUCAGCUCGGCUCCUCCUGCUUUCAAUUAUCCGAGUGCAUAAUAGAAGAAUAAUAAUAACACACGUGUGCUCCAGUGCGACGCUAUGAAUGCUUCCUCCUGUGGUUGACAAUUUCCCGAGGAUUUUUUAGCCCCGAUCAACGACAACAUGUUGGCGCUCAUCCUGGUCCUGGGCCUCGCGGCCACCGCCUUCGCCGACAAUUUAGCUCUAUUGUCAGGCACACUGAAGACUUACCAGCGCGCCUCGUGCAACGAAGAGUUGAUGGAGCUGAAGUGUCCCAUCGGUACGGCUAUCUUGGUGACGGUAGCUCGCUACGGCUACGCGAGCAUCGGCAGCGGCGGCAAAUGCAGCACUACCGAUCCGAUGAUCAUCGACAACCAGCUCAACUCGACCUGCCUCUGGCCCAGCAAUCUUCAGCAUUCGCUGUUGCAGACUGUAGUGGAGGUCUGCCAGAAGAAGAGGCAGUGCACCUUCAACACGAGUCCGAAGAUGGGCGACCCGUGUCCGGACAUGCCUAAGUUCAUCGAGGUCGUCUUCAAGUGCCGUCCCUAUGAAUUCAGGAGUAAAGUGGCCUGCGAAAAUGACGCCAUCAAUCUCUCGUGCUUCCCGAACUACAGGGUGGCGAUCUACAGUGCUUCCUUCGGCAGAACCGAGUACGAGUCGCUGCAGUGCCCGCAGCCCAACGGAGUCAAAGACGAAACCUGUCUGGCAAGUCACGCGACGGAAAAAGUGAUAGACCUUUGCCACGGCCGACGGCACUGCUCCAUUGCUGCCAACAGCUCGACUUUCGGCGAUCCCUGCCGGUCUGAGAGCAGAACGUACCUCAAGGUCGUCUACACCUGCGUAUGGCGCACGGUGCUGCGCGAGCAAUACGACAAGGGCAAACUGGAGCCCGACGAGGUGAACCUGCCCUCGGAGUCGGACGAGGGCUUCGAUCGGGCGGACUUCCGGGUGGAGUUCAGCCCCAGCCCGAACCUCGAGAGUCCACAGUCGCAGCCUCGGGACAACGCGACGCGUCAGACCGGCCCUGGAGUCAAGUCACUGUCCGAGACGUCGUCGCCGCCACGCGCCAGGACCAACAACGACGUGGGCGAGCGCCUGCACAGUCUGAACUCCGUCGGUAGUAUCGAGAGGAAGACGGCGGGUAAACGCAACCAGCAGCACCGACUCUUACCGACCGGUGGCACGAUGCUCGGUGACAAGGCCGAUGGUGGGCCAGCUGCCGGUAACAACAACUGCACAACCGUCUACGCGACACCUGCCAAUAAAGAAGAACGCGUCCUUGCCAACUACGUCAACGAGUGGAUCAGCGCUUACGCCUUCCUCGCACAGAAUCAGGAGAAAUUCUAUCUGUACGUGAUCGUGUCGGUCACGGCAGGAGUAUUGUUGCUGCUGGGUCUGGUGAUUGGAAGGCUGUUGCUGAGUCGACACAGAGCUAAGCGAGACGCAAAGUUCCAUGCUAAUAAUGAAACUUUACCCAACGGCUUCACCGACGACAUCUCCGAGAUCGACGCGGACAUCGACCUCACCACGCCCGUGCCUGUUCCUAUGCAGGAUACGAGGCUACCAGAAACGCAUCUAGCAGAACGUCUCCACGGCGAGCGUUACUACAGCGACGCCCGCAUUCCGCUGUCUCCAGGCUCGGUUCAUUCCGGCCACGGCGUCAGAGUCGACCUUGGCAACCACAUGGUGGGCACCGACAGCCUUCACACGAUCCUUCGACCCGAAGGCUCGCGCACCGGUCCCGGCGGCCUCGCAACCGGAGUCACCAAGACCAGCUACUACUACGGCUGACAAGAGGACGGGGUCGUCCUGCGCGAGGGACGACCCCCCUCGACUCAACUCAGUCCUGUUCCCGAGGUCAGCGCGCGCAAGUACUGCUUUUGAACGACUCCUUGUACAUAGACACGCGGUUACGGGACACGAGUUAUAUGCUGCUGGGAUCAUCAGGGUAGCUACGAGAGGGCUGAGGUCUUUCCUAGAAAAAUACUGCAGAAAAUUUGGAGCAAAAAAAAAAGAAUGUGAAGAGCGAGAGAGAAUGCGUGCGUUUAUACGUAUAAUAUACGUCGCCCGGACUGAUGACGAAUUUUUUUUCUUUUUCGAGACUCGGCGACGCGACUUUUGCACUGCGAGAGAGAGAGAGAGAGAGAGAGAGAGAGAGAGAGAGAGAGAGAGAGAGAGAGUAAUAACGAGUGAUUCGCGCGCGUGAAAUUCUCCCGCGCGGCGUGAAAAUGUGUACGAUACAUGUAUACAGUGUAUAUCAAUUUGUAAAUAUAUGAGAAUCCGAGGUUGUUCCUCGUGCGAGCGACGUGUGCGGUCGCUUUGUUACUUUUAAUCUGGAGAAUCGUAUACACAAUACGCAUCAUUUUUAUUGUGUGUCCUCGUUUUAUGUUUAAUAACGCGGAAUUCAUCAGGUUAUAUAGUUUGUCACAGUUUUUUGGAAUGAUUUCGCAGUAGAGGCGCGGUUUAGUUUGACGUUUAGUGCGUUUCGUUCAGUCGUUUAUUUUGUGUGUCUCACAUAGCCACUGCUAAAGGAAAAACUCAAACUAUGGCUGUGAAAUCGUGUAAUCGAAACGAUGGAUCUUAUACGUAAAAGUAUGUUUCCCGUGACGCAUAACUUUAAUGAUUUUUUGUUAUCUACAUGCGAACUGCCAUAAUUAUAUAAUAUACAGAGCUCGAUAGUUGAAGUUAUCAUUUGGAACGCAUUCUUUUAUUAAGUACAGAAAAAAAAAACUGAUGGAUAAAUUUAGCUCAACAGUGAGAAAGUCAGCGUUUCGAUUACAAAAGUUGUUGAAAUAGUGUAUGUACAACUUCGAUCCCCGAUGUACGUCAAGAAGGAAGAAAACGAGAGGUGCGUUGAAUAAUUCGAAAGAAUUGCGCAAAUCCCUAAAUGUAACGCAUCAUUGUAAGCGUCUCGACCGAAAAGGAAAGAUAAACGUCAAAAUCUCGUUUAUUUCUCGCCUCCACCCUAGUUUUAAGCGUAAGUUUUUUUAGCGAAUAAGUCACCGUCUUGAUUUCGUAAUGUUCUAGUGCGCACAAACGCGUAUUUACCACACUUAUGAAUGAAUGCGAAAGACUUGUACCAAAGAUAACUAGGAUCAAUUAUUGAGAUGAAUAAUGAUACAUCUAUUCUUGUUGAAGCAUUUUCAGCGGAGUGCCUGACAUUUCGAAGACCUUCGGUAUACCAAGUGCACGUUUGAAUUCUUUUUCUAAGAGAUCUGAGAUAGCCAUUUACGCGUGGUUUAUUCGUUAUCGUACUUGCGAAAUUUUACGAAAGUCUGAUUAUUUGACAUGUUGAGAAAUUUUAUGCGAAAAGCCUUGUGGAAUUGUCCAAAAUGAAUAAAUCAGGUAUGCUGAUUUUAAAUGCGUGUAUUUGUACGUAUUGUAAUGAUAAUUUCGUUCAGAUGAAUCUUUUAUCAUUAAAACAGUUUAAAUUAUUAACACACACACAGUGACAAAACAUUGAAAUUAAUCUGCAUUUUGCUGAUUACAAAUAAAGAAUUCUGCAAGACUUUUCCUCUGUUGACGAAUUUAAUUUUAAAUUGAAAGGAUAUCGACUGUUCAUUAAAUUUCACGUGCACCUUUUAUACCCGAUCUUCACGUUAAAUCAUAUAAUCUUUUGUAUGAAAAAUAUGUGAGAAAAGUGUAAUAAGCGAGGCAAAUAAUAAAAAAAAAACUAAACCUGACGAGAGUAUCGUGUCAAUAGGUUUCUAUGUGAGUUCUCUACGAUUUGUAAAUAUUGCUGUAUAAUAAAAAAAACACUAAGAAUCCAUAUUCUUCGAUUUAGGCGCUUAGGCGCGAGUUUCAUAAUAAGACGAAACUCACUCGAGUUUAGAAUUUACGAGCGAUUUGAAAAAAAAAACGGCGAGGAUUCAUUGUAACAUACUGAUCGAGCUUGCGAUGAUUAUUUUUUACUUAUACUAAAUUCGACUUUUUCUACUUACCCUGAUUUCGAUCGACGAGUGUGUAAGCUGAACUAAGCGUUGCGAAACUACUUUACAAAUCAAAAUCUAUAGCGAUGUGUUAUACGUUUAAUGAUCAAGAAAAUAUUUAGGAAAAUUAAGGAUGCCGUCAGAGCUGCUCUACAAGUUUUAUUUAAUUACCAUCGUCGUUUCGUUUAUAACUAUGAGUCGGAUGAAAAUGAGUUGUUGAAAUCUGAUUCCUUGACAAUGAAGACGCUAAUGAAUAAGCGUAACAUUUACAAACGACGUUGCAAAAGAAAAAUUGAACCUAUUUUUGUAUUUGAACGAAGAGCGAAGUUUAACUAUAGAAUCGACUGCAUUCAUGCCAACUUGUCAUUUAAAAAAAAAAGAGAGGGAGAAAAUGAUAAUUUCAUAAAACUUGUAUAUCCUCGACACCGAAUCAGCUCUAGCGCAAUUAAAGAUAUUUCGUUUCUCAGCUCGCGCGAAACACGGAGAUUAUCGUUAUCCUCCAGUUCUGACUUUCGCUCGAGCUUUUCGGUUUAUUGGACGCAAACACGUACAAUUGAUCACAGAACAUUUCCGUCUCGGCGGAAGCGCACAAUGCCGCGGCUGCGCCACUUAAUUGUGAUUCCGCUUUCAAUUAACCCGACAAGCGCGCGCGUGCGAAUCGAUACGAAAUUUGAAUCCGCACGUUGUGUACUCGAUAGUUUGCGAAUCCGCGAGACAGUGAGAGACUGCCAAUGUAUACAUCACUCGGUGGGGAUGAACUUACGAUGCACUUCUUGUACAGCGAUAUAUCCUCGGAGCGCCCGAUCGAGUGAUGCCAUUUAUUAGUUUGUCAUUUCUGCGCGCAGUUUUCUUUGUUUUAUAGGCCAAGAAAUUCGUACUUUUAAUUGUGCAAUCGUGUGAGUGGAGCCCGAUACUACGUUUAAUAGAUUAUUAUUAUGACUAUUACUAUUAUCAUGAUUUAUGUAUACUGUUCUUUUUGAUGGGAAAAUAAAAGUUUUUAUUGCGUAA
Messenger RNA from Nasonia vitripennis (jewel wasp), 5557 nucleotides. RefSeq names its product protein eva-1 homolog C. The coding region runs from base 765 to 2411 and encodes 548 amino acids. Gene Ontology annotation, molecular function: carbohydrate binding. The record is from RefSeq and is a predicted model, not a curated record. The transcript is spliced from 9 exons. Lineage: Eukaryota; Metazoa; Arthropoda; Insecta; Hymenoptera; Pteromalidae.